AUGUCUAUAUGUACCAGUGACAAUUAUUUGGACAGGACUGACACUCGUGAGACUUCAGAAUUUAUAUGUAUGAAAGUCGUCCUCAACAACAACACCAGGUACCAUCAACAACACCAGGUACAAUCAACAACACCAGGUACCAUCAACAACACCAGGUACAAUCAACAACAACAGGUACCACCAACAACACCAGGUACCAACAACAACACCAGGUACCACCAACAACACCAGGUACCACCAACAACACCAGGUACCACCAACACCACCAGGCACCAUCAACAACACCAGGUACCACCAACAACACCAGGUACCACCAACAACACCAGGUACCACCAACAACACCAGGUACCACCAACAACACCAGGUACCACCAAUAACACUAGGUACCACCACCAACAACAGGUACCACCACCAACAACAGGUACCACCACCAACAACAGGUACCACCACCAACAACAGGUACCACCAACAACAACAGGUACCACCAAUAACACUAGGUACCACCAAACAACAGGUACCACCAACAAACAGGUACAAAUACACCAACAAAACACAAAACGUAAAAAAAAAGUACCACCAACAACACCAGGUACACAAAACACCAGACCAAACAACACCAGGUACAAACAACAGGUAACACAACACAACCAACCAACAACACCAGGUACACAAAACACAGGUACACAAAAACACAGGUACCACCAACAACACCAGGUACCACAAAACACAGGGUACCACCAACAACACCGGUACCACCAACAACACCAGGUACCACCAACAACACCAGGUACCACCAAUAACACCAGGUACCACCAACAACACCAGGUACCACCAACAACACCAGGUACCACAACAACACCAGGUACCACAACAACACCAGGUACCACCAACAACACCAGGUACCACCAACAACACCAGGUACCACCAACAACACCAGGUACCACAACAACACCAGGUACCACCAACAACACCAGGUACCACAACAACACCAGGUACCACAACAACACCAGGUACCACCAACAACAAGGUACCACCAACAACACCAACACAAAAAAACCAGUACAACAACACAGGUACCACCAACAACACCAGGUACCACCAACAACACCAGGUACCACCAACAACACCAGGCACCACCAACACCAGGUACCAACACCAACACAAGGUACCACAAACAACACCAGGUACCACACAAUAACACCAGGUACCACCAACAACACCAGGUACACCAAAACACAGGUACACAUCAACAACACCAGGUACCAACCAACAACAACAGGUACCACAACAACACCAGGUACCAACAACAACACCAGGUACCACCAACAACACCAGGCACCACCAACAACACCAGGUACCACCAACAACACCAGGUACCACCAACAACACCAGGUACCACCAACAACACCAGGUACCACAACAACACCAGGUACACACAACAACACCGAAACCACCAACAACACCAGGUACCAACACCAACACCAGGUACCACCAACAACACCAGGUACCACCGACAACACCAGGUACCACAAACAACACCAGGUACCACCAACAACACCAGGUACCACCAACAACACCAGGUACCACCAACAACACCAGGUACCACCACCAACACCAGGUACCACCAACAACACCAGGUACCACCAACAACACCAGGUACCACCAACAACACCAGGUACCACCAACAACACCAGGUACCACAAACAACACCAGGUACCACCAAUAACACUAGGUACCACCACCAACACCAGGUACCACCAACAACAACAGGUACCACCACCAACACCAGGUACCAACAACAACACCAGGUACCACCAACAACACCAGGUACCACCAACAACACCAGGUACCACCAACAAUACCAGGUACCACCAAUAA
Molecule: messenger RNA, 1878 nt
Organism: Pecten maximus
Lineage: Eukaryota; Metazoa; Mollusca; Bivalvia; Pectinida; Pectinidae
Product: mucin-2-like
Exons: 4
Coding region: 1-1878 (625 amino acids)
Source: RefSeq, a predicted model, not a curated record